ACGCAAGGUGGCCCGGGGAGGAGUCAGCAGCAGCUCCGGCCUCUCUCAGUCACUACGUGAGCUCAGCAGUUUGAUUUUCAAGCCUCCAGCUUCAGUGUGCUGUCGGAGAGGCAAAGUGGGAUGAAAACAGGCGACGUCUAAUAUUUGGUUUUUUUUUUUUUUUUUACACAUUUCAUCGCUUUAUAUCGAUAGAAGAUCAAAGAAACGGCAGCAUGGGGGCCUAUGAGCAGAAAAAGGAAAAAUGUGGAACCAUCUGCCUGAAAUACCUCCUGUUUUCUUUCAACUUUCUCUUUUGGUUGGCAGGGGGCGUUGUGAUGGCGGUGGGUGUUUGGACCUUGGUUGAGAAGAGCGACUACAUCAGCCUCCUCUCCUCCAAGACCUAUGCUGCCUCCGCCUACAUACUGGUCCUGGCUGGAGCCAUUGUCAUGGUAACAGGCGUGCUGGGCUGCUGUGCCACCUUCAAGGAGCAGAGGAGGCUACUGCGAGUGUACUUUGUCCUGCUGCUGUGCAUCUUCCUGUUGGAGAUCCUGGCUGGCAUCCUGGCUUAUAUCUACUACCAGCAGUUGAAUGAGGAGCUGAAGCAGAACCUGAGGGAGACCAUGACCCAGAAGUAUGAACAGAAGACCCAUGAGCAAAUCACCAGGGCUGUGGACAAGCUGCAGCAGGAGUUCAAGUGCUGUGGCAGCAACAGUUCAUCUGACUGGGCUGAGAGCACCUGGAUUCGCUCCAGAGACGCAAAAGGCAGAAUUGUGCCUGACAGCUGCUGUAAGACUCCCGGUGAGCUCUGCGGCCGCAGGGACCACCCAUCCAACAUCUACAAGGUGGAGGGUGGCUGCAUCACCAAACUGGAGAAAUUCAUCCUGGACCAUCUGAAGAUCAUUGGAGCAGUGGGUGUUGGGAUUGCCUUUGUACAGAUCAUAGGAAUGGUGUUUACGUGCUGCCUAUAUCGAAGUCUAAAGGCAGAGCCGUACUAAGAGAAGCAGAAGAAGAAAAGUGUAUAUGAACCUCAUCACCACAUGCCAUACUCAAAUAGCCCAUAGGUUCUUUUCUUUGCCUUGCACAUAGGGGAAGGAAAAUUUGGCAAGGGAACAAAUUGCACAUCUGAAGAUCUCAUUUUGGUAAACAAAGGGUGGAAAAACACUACAAGGUAUCUUGAAGUAAUUAGGCGCUCAAAUUGCAGUCUCAGCUACAUCUUCAAGAUCACAGCACUGUGAGAAAAAGCCUCUGAGAGAAACUGAUGGGAAUUUUAACACAGGUUGUGUAAAUUAGUGUGGGACAGCCUCCUUGGGACUAAAACAUUGUAGUUUUCUUCCACUUUGAUUCCCUCGAUUUACAUUUAUGUUUGUGGACCAGGUACUACACUCGAGAGUGGUGUAAAGAUUAGUGGAGUAAAACUGGCACUUUGCAGAAAAUGUUAAUCCUGGUCCAGCAGCUUCCCUUUCCCAGCAGCAUGGUUUAACAAGCCUACCGCUGGGGCCCCCUUCAACUGCAACAGCAUUUUGUUUCCACGCUAAAUAUUCAAUCAUGCAUUUCAAAUAUGGUUCAAUAGUGGCCUUUUAACAUUUGAACUGUUAGUUUUUAUAUUUUGUAAAUGAUUAUUUUUUGUAACACUUGAGGGGCUUUCUUUUGAGCUAUGAGGCUUUAUUGCCUAGUAUGUCUUCAUAGUGACAUGUCAGUGUUUGAUCAUGUUUUUAAUCAACUCUGCCACCAUAAAGACCUGCUGAGAAGGACACAGUAUCUGCCAGAGUGAAGGUACACAAGUUAAUGCCUUGCUCAACCGCAUAACUGUGCCAUUUAACACAGCGACCCGAGCAUUUUAACCGUGUGAAUAUUCUAAAGUGUAAAGGCUGACGUUAAUGAAGUGAUUUUGUGAUUGUUAAUGAAACAUACAAGCAGUGCCACUAAUAUUGCUCAUAAAAAAGUGCCUCAUGUUUGUGAUUUUACUGUCGUCUUCUUUUUUUACCAGGGAUUUAUCCACUGAUGCCAAAGCAACUGUAACUUUGUGUAAGGACCUAUUAUAUCUCUACCAGCCUUAUUUACUACUGAUAUCACUCUUUUUAGAUUGUUUUCAUGAAUGAAGAUUUAGUUUACUUUUCUAUAGACCAUAAAUAUGUUAUUGUAUUUAACAGACACAUGGUAGGAAAUGAUAUUCACUCACUGUUAGCAAUGAGCUUUUCCUUUGUGCCUCAAAGACAACACUAAAUUAAUCUGCUGUAUUUCUGUCUUUGUGAUAAUCCAGAAAUUAAUUUAGUUUGAAUAAACAUUGAUCAACAAUA
Messenger RNA from Siniperca chuatsi (mandarin fish), 2276 nucleotides. RefSeq names its product CD151 antigen-like. Gene Ontology annotation, cellular component: membrane. NCBI's taxonomy places the organism in Eukaryota, Metazoa, Chordata, Actinopteri, Centrarchiformes, Sinipercidae. The coding region runs from base 213 to 974 and encodes 253 amino acids. The transcript is spliced from 8 exons. The record is from RefSeq and is a predicted model, not a curated record.